Spirodela intermedia is the source of this 69-nucleotide messenger RNA. NCBI's taxonomy places the organism in Eukaryota, Viridiplantae, Streptophyta, Magnoliopsida, Alismatales, Araceae. The record is from the annotation of a GenBank genome assembly.
AUGAGAGCAAAAGUCAUUGGGGGAAGGCAUAGAGGAAAAGGUCAAAAAAGUCCACCUCUAAAUCUCUAG